AUGGGUCAAAUUUUACUACGAUUAGGAAUUCAUAUCCGUCCUCGUAUACAUGAACACGAAAAUAAUCGAAUACCAAUACAUCAUAAAUGUCGUAAUUGUGGUGGUGUAUGUGAUUUACAAAAAAAUAUUUGUCCACAUGCUAAAUAUACGCGAACGGGGACCAAAGAUCAACCGGCUAUCAUGCGUCCAGCUAUACCAGAUUCUAAAGUAAGAUGGAACAGUCACUUUGAUUAUAGACCGAUCGAAUUUACAUCGGAAAAAGUGCGUACGUCAACAAAAGAAUAUGUUGAUAAAGAUCCACGAUUUGAAGUACCUUUAAAAAUUGAUAUACCAUGGAAUCAAGAUGAUGAACUUUGUGAUCGUCGAUCCUACCAUGGUUCCUAUAAAAUCGUUGGAGGAGUACCACAAAAUCCGUGCGGAAGAACAGGGAUCACAGGAAGAGGACAUUUAGGUCAUUUUGGACCCAAUCAUGCGGCGGAUCCAAUUGUCACACGAUGGAAACGUAAUGAAAAAGGAAAUAAAAUAUUAAAUAACGAUACGAAUAAACCUAUUUUACAAUUUGUAUCUAUUCGUCGUAAAGACACAAACGAAUUUGCCAUUCCUGGCGGGAUGGUUGAAAAAAAGGAAAAAGUAACUGAUACACUACAACGUGAAUUUCAAGAGGAAACAUUAAAUUUUCCCGACAUGAGCGAAAAAUCAAAGCAUGAUUUAUUAGCCGUAAUAAAAGAUACAUUUGAAAAUGGUGGUAAUCGAAUUUAUACAGGCUAUGUUGAUGAUCCAAGGAACACUGAUAAUGCCUGGAUGGAGUCGACGGUAUAUAAUUUUCACGAUGAACACGAAGAACAUCUUGCUUUGUUAAAAGUCAACGCUGGAACAGAUGCUACAGAUGCAUUUUGGCAUGAUAUGCAUUCAAAACUACCGUUAUUUGCUAGUCACGCUGAUUUUUUGAAAAAAGUAUCCGAACGUCUUGGUGCACAUUGGUAA
Didymodactylos carnosus is the source of this 984-nucleotide messenger RNA. The record is from the annotation of a GenBank genome assembly. NCBI's taxonomy places the organism in Eukaryota, Metazoa, Rotifera, Eurotatoria, Philodinida, Philodinidae.